AGGUGACCAGACAGAUGCAGGAACAUGAGCAGGACUCGGAGCUGCGGGAACAGAUGUCCGGCUACAAGCGCAUGAGGCGGCAGCACCAGAAGCAGCUGAUGGCGCUGGAGAACAAGCUGAAAACGGAGAUGGACGACCAUCGCCUGCGGCUGGACAAGGACCUGGAAACGCAGCGCAACAACUUUGCGGCGGAGAUGGAGAAGCUGGUCAAGAAGCACCAGGCGGCCAUGGAGAAAGAGGCGAAAGUGAUGGCCAACGAGGAGAAGAAGUUUCAGCAACACAUCCAGACGCAGCAGAAGAAAGAGCUCAACAGCUUUUUGGAAUCCCAGAAGAGAGAGUACAAGCUCCGCAAAGAGCAGCUCAAAGAGGAGCUGAGCGAGAACCAGAGCACCCCCAAGAAGGAGAAGCAGGAGUGGCUGUCGAAGCAGAAGGAGAACAUCCAGCACUUCCAGGCGGAGGAAGAGGCCAACCUGCUGCGGCGCCAGAGGCAAUACCUGGAGCUGGAGUGCCGGCGGUUCAAGAGGAGGAUGCUGCUGGCGCGCCAUAAUCUGGAGCAGGACCUUGUGCGGGAGUCAGUCCUACAAAGGACGCUGUGGACACACUAUGCUCCCAGACUGUCCAAAUACAUGAGGACGCAUGAGUUCAAUCUCUGCAACCAGAAGGAAGGCGAAACAAUCAACCAAUAUGUUGCCGCACUUCGAAAGGCUGCGGCCUACUGCGAGUUCAGAGACUUAGACGAACUCUUGCUAGACCGAAUUAUAUGUGGUGUUCGGGACAUUAGUUUACAGAGGAGGUUGCUCACCAAAACCAACCUCACACUACAGAUUACCCUGGACGAAGCCAGGGCUACCGAGUCCUUGACCAAGUCGACAGAAACCCUACAGAGAUAA
Thamnophis sirtalis is the source of this 890-nucleotide messenger RNA. The record is from RefSeq and is a predicted model, not a curated record. Lineage: Eukaryota; Metazoa; Chordata; Lepidosauria; Squamata; Natricidae.